Messenger RNA from Helicoverpa armigera (cotton bollworm), 9348 nucleotides. It is a transcript of the gene enok, whose product is annotated as histone acetyltransferase KAT6B. Gene Ontology annotation, cellular component: chromatin; nucleosome; MOZ/MORF histone acetyltransferase complex. Lineage: Eukaryota; Metazoa; Arthropoda; Insecta; Lepidoptera; Noctuidae. The transcript is spliced from 11 exons. Gene Ontology annotation, molecular function: transcription coregulator activity; histone acetyltransferase activity; DNA binding. Gene Ontology annotation, biological process: positive regulation of transcription by RNA polymerase II; negative regulation of DNA-templated transcription; nucleosome assembly. The record is from RefSeq and is a predicted model, not a curated record. The coding region runs from base 658 to 8106 and encodes 2482 amino acids.
GGAUAUCAAAAAUAUUUUUUUAACAAGGCAAUCUAAUUGAUAGCCAUUUUGAAGAGCCUUUUGUUGGUGUUUUGUGAAUGUUUUCAACUCAAUUUUCUAAUAAUUCUAUGUUAUGAUAGUGUUUUCGAGACACGAAUCUCAUUAUUAUGAUUAAGAUUUAAAUAAGUACACUUUAAAUAACAGUGGUGUUUGUUUGGUGAAGGCGCAUUGUGAAAAAAAACCGGAAAGAAGGACUGCCGUAUAUCAGAUUUGUAAAAAAAAACUCUUAAAAUAUAGACAGUUAUUGUGACAGUGGAACGAUUUAUUUCAACGGAUAUUGUUAAUAAAUUUAGUUCAAUAGUUGCAACGGCCGUUAAUAUUUACGUCGCGUGUUUUGUUCGCUACGUAAAAUUUAGAUCGCCACAAGAUGGCGGCCGUCGGAUGCCCGCUCCGCCAAAACCCGCUCGCGGGGCCCGAUGUGUCAUCGGGUUGCGAGAGCUUCGGUGACAUGCUGUAAACCGGCGUCUCGCACCGCGGCCGAAUUUACCGGCCGCAUACGGCGAGGUUCCAUUUCAUAAAAUGGAAUUUCGCUCGAGGCGCCAAAAUGCGAUGGGUGUUGACAUAAGUGCAAUACCGUACCGUUACUCAGGCGGCAGUACGUAAAAAUCAUUGACAAAAAUGUGUGAGCCGGACGACGUCGGCAAUGAAGUGUGGAAGCGAUGGUUUCUGGAGGCGAUACACAAGAUACGCUCGCAGAAACAGAGGCCCAGUGUGGAGCGCAUCUGUCACGCGAUCAGACAGCAUCACAACUACCACGAAGAUGUUGUAGCGGAGCGGCUGGAGCUGGCCGUGCGCGAGGGAGCCGUGCUCAAGGUGUACAACAAGGGCCAAAGCUCCUACAAGGAUCCUGGGGGGCUGCAGAACAAGGUUUUGCGGAUCUCGCAGGAUGUGGACCUCUCUAGGGCCGUCGCGAAGGCAGUGCGCGAGUUGGGUGAGCGCGGUGGUUCUACGUUAAAGACUAUUGAAAGACAUUUGCAUCAAGCAUACCAAGUGACUGUGGAAAAAGAGGUAGACGUGCGCGCAGUUUUGCGGGCCGCCGUGAAGCGCGCGGUGGCGCGGGGUCUGCUGUCCAUACAGGCGGGGGCCUACAAGGCGACGGAGAGGCCGCUCACCACCUCAUCAGACCGCAGUUCCAAGCAGCGGUCUAAGAGCUCACAGGACUCCCCUGAAAAGAAAUCAAGUCCAGGUGGAGUGCCAGUGUGCAGCGAGUGCCUUGGAACUGAUGCUAGGAAUAGGGUGGGGGCUGUGGAGUCCCUCAUCUGCUGCCAGCAGUGCAAGUCCUACGCUCAUCCCACGUGCCUCAACCUACUCGAUCAGAUCACAUUACCUGUUGUUAAGUCUGUGCGGUGGUCAUGCGGCGCGUGCGCGUGGUGCUCGGUGUGCGGGUCGCGCGGCGCGGGCUGGGCGGGGCGCUGCUCGGCCUGCGCCCGCGCCGCGCACCCGCGCUGCGCGCCGCCGCCCUGGCGCUGCGCCCACUGCCAGCGCGCGCCCGCCUCCAAGAGAUCGUCUGCAGCGGGGACGCCGCGCGGCCGCAAGCCGCGGACGCCGGCGCGGCAGCCGGAGUCGGAGGACGAGCCGUCCGACGGUAACGCCCCGCCGCGGCCCACGCGCCCCCCGCCCGAACAGAGAAUGUCGAGAGAGAAACAAAAGUUUUUCAGAUUUUCCGCGUUCAAUCUAGUGAAGCGGCGCCGGCGCCGCUCAUCGUCCGGCUCGUGGGAGGGGUGGGGCGGGGUGCGCGUGACGCGCGUGCAGCGCCUCGAGCUGCGCCUCGAGCGCCGCCCCGCCUCGCCCCGCGCCUCGCCCCGCGCCUCGCCCCGCUCCGCCUCGCCCGGCGCCUCGUCGGACCGCUCGUCGGCCGCGGGGCUGGCGUCGCCUCCCGACCCCGAUUCGGCCGCGUCUGCCUCGGACUCGGCCGCCGAGCCCGCCUCUUCCAGCGACAGCGAGGAGCCGCCCGCGCCCGCCUAUGUGUCCACUGUGUUCGAACGUUUAGCUGCCGACUCCGGCCCUGGUGGUGUUUGGGGUUUCGCCGCCGAAGCGCAAAAACAAAAACAAUUGGAAGUCGAGCCGGUGAAUCAUAAGCAUCUCGAAAUAGAAGCUCAGAAAUUGAAAAGACUGGAAAUAGGAGCUCACGAGCAUAGACGGCUAGAAUUCGAACUGAGAAAGCAGAAGAGGCCCGAUGUCGAACCGCAAAAAAUUAAAAGACUGGAAGCUGAUUCUAAACCGAGAAGAAUCGAGUGCGACACCAAAUCGCGAAGGCUCGAAGUGGAACCUAUUCAGAAAAGACUGGAGCCCGAUCCGCCGCGGCCAGAGCCCGAGAGACAUCACAUAGCGCGGCGGCGCAGCCGGUGCGGGGAGCGGCUGCUGACGACGCUGUUCGACGGGCUGUCGGAGUUCUACUCGGUGCGGUCGGCGUCGCGGUCGGCGUCGCGGCCGCGGGCGGCGCGGGCGCGGUCCGAGUCCCGCGGCGGCUCGGAGGCGCGCACGGUGCUGAAGGAGACGCGCAGCACGUUCCGGCGCUACCAGGCGUCGCUGCGGCCCGGGCCCGGGCCCGGGCGGGCGGGCGGCCCGCCGGCGCUGUCGGCGUCGCAGCUGGUUAGGACGGCGGCGGCGCACAAGCCCCGCGCGGCCGCGGCCGACGCCGACAAACUGUACCGCGGCGUCGCGCUGGCGGGCCGGCAGGCGGGCGGCAGGCCGGCCACCGAUCAGACGGAGGGCAAGCGAUUGCCGGCCGGCGUGACGGAGGGCGACGCGGAGCUGUUCAACGCGGCGCUGUCGGCGGCCGGCGCGGACGGCGGCGCGGCGCUGGUGCCGGCGGGGGCGGGCGCCGCCACUGCGGCGGGCGCUGCGCCCCCGGGGGCUGACACGCCGGCCGCCGCGGCCGCGCCGCCUCGCUGUCCGUCCGCCAUAGAGUUUGGCCAGUGGGAGAUCGCCACCUGGUACUCUAGCCCCUUCCCACAGGAAUAUGCCAGGCUUCCUAAACUGUUCCUGUGCGAAUUUUGUCUGAAAUACGCGAAGAGUCGGGCGGUGCUGUUCCGUCACCUGGACAAGUGUCUGUGGCGACAUCCGCCCGCGACGGAGAUCUAUCGCUGCGGCGAUAUAUCCGUCUUCGAAGUGGACGGCAACGCCAACAAAAUCUACUGUCAGAACCUCUGCUUGCUUGCCAAACUGUUCCUCGAUCAUAAAACACUGUACUACGACGUUGAGCCUUUCCUCUUCUAUGUGCUGACGAAAAAUGACAGCAAAGGAUGUCAUCUAGUCGGCUACUUCUCCAAAGAAAAACAUUGUCAGCAGAAAUAUAAUGUUUCGUGUAUUAUGACGAUGCCGCAGUACCAGAGGCAAGGCUACGGGAGGUUUCUCAUCCAUUUUAGUUAUUUACUAUCGAAAGAAGAAGGACAACCUGGCACACCGGAAAAACCUUUGUCAGAUCUCGGCAGAGUGUCAUACCAUGCAUAUUGGAAGUCUGUAAUCCUUGAAUAUCUGUAUGACCACAAAGAUAAACCAUUUACAUUCGAAGACAUCGCUCACACGACGGGGAUGCAUAUGAACGACAUCGCGGUAACGUUUCAGUUGCUCGGUUUCAUUCGACACAUUCCCAACGAUGAGACGACCAAAUUAGGACUUUGCAUAGACUGGAAUAAAGUUGAUAACCAUAUGAACAAAGUAAAGAGCAAACCUCGGCUGGAGAUUGAUCCUGAGUGUCUGAGGUGGACUCCUCUGCUAGCGCCCACUGUGAAUCCGUUCAGAUCGCCAGAGGAAGCUUCCGGCGACCAGGAGACUGAGAACGAUGACGCCGAGUGCAAGACUGAGAGCGAGGACACCGCCACCGAGUGUGAAACUCCCGCGCCCAAAGACGAACCCGCGGUGAAAACUAACGCGGACAGCGAGACUCCCGAGCCUCCUGUCGAAGUCACGUCGUCCGGCAGGAGACGGACGAGACCGCUCAAGUACAGCGAAACUACGUACCAGACCACUCCCACUCUCGCGGAUGGUACGCGGAAGAGAAGACGAGAUGUUAGCAGAAAGAUUUCCGAAAAUAACCUGGAAGAAGAGAAGAAUAAAGAGGAAGAAACCCCUCGUAGACAGAGAAGUAAAAGCGUAGCAAGAAGAUCAUCCAGAGUAAUACAGAAUGACGUCACUGAAGAGCCGACACCCAGGAAUAGGAGACAGAGUGUCAAGGAACCAGCCUAUGCCUCUGACAGUCAGGAGAGUCAAGAGAGUAUAGAUAUGGACGCCAUCACCCCAACAGCUAUCCCUGUCAAACCUAAGACUAAAAGAAAAAUGACGUGGAGAGGGCGCGGAAGGAAGCGGCAAAAGGUUAAUAAGACUGCGAGGACCUCAUCGCCGGCAUCCAAGAAAGCUAAACUUGAUGACUCUAAGGAACAAGCCAAUGAUUAUAAAACUGACAACUCAAUGGAGCCCAGCCGCACUGCGCCCGUUGAGGAAAAUAAUAGAUCUCCUAAGGACAAACUUGAGGACAAAACUCAGGAGAAAAGCAAGAACUCUGACGCGAGUUCCGAAGAUUCUUCAGGCGAAGCUGAUGACGAGAUGGACGUUGAGGAAGGUGAGGAAAGGAAGGUCGUCAGCAGCAAGCCGGCGUCUCCGCGACAUAUUGAAGAGAACAGCACAGACCAUCAUACCAGUGACAUGGAACUUGACAGUAUACACAUGGAUUCGCCGAAAUCCAUCGCCGAGAAAGACCAAGUUAUUAAAGAGGCUAGUGAUAAACCUGAUGAUGCUCCCACUGACAGUAAAACUGAAGAGUCCAAACCUGAGGAAGAAACAGUCACUAAGGAUGACCAGACUGAGGAAAAUAAAUUAGCUGAACCUAGAAAUGGUGAAAUGAAGUCUCCUGCAAAACCAGCACUGGAAGAUAAGGAAACUAUCAUAAUAUCUGAAUCUGACGAUAACAAUAGUCAGAGCUGUCCACUACCGUCACCUAAACCUAACUCAGUGGCUCCUGUACAACAAAACAAUGAGAACAAACCAAAGGAGGUUGAGGAGAAAGAUAGUCCGUCUAAAGUGAUUCCAGUGGUGUCGACAGAGAACGCACAUAUUGUACUAGAUCCUAGUGCCAGUGUACAGGAUGAAGUGAACACCAAAAAGUCAUCAGUCGACCUCAUUGUACCGAAAGUGCAUCAAAUUGAGACUAUCGUUGUGGAAGGCGAGGCCGACAACACAAACACCACCCACACUGACCUAUCACCAAAGAAGAUGGACACCUCGGUUAUUAACGAAUCACCUAAACCUAGAAGAUCGCCAGAAAGUAUGAACAUCGAUGCAAUUGGUGACCAGAAACAAUGCGAUGUUAGAAAGGAGACCGUAAUACAGCAUCAGAACACAGACGAAGCUAAAAAUGCGGAUAAGAAAUCGUCACCAAAUAAAAUAGAUAUUAUUCAAAAUUUAGAUAAUACUCAAAGAGAUAUAUCUAGUUUGAAGAAGCCGGACCCCGUCAAAAUAGAUAGUUUUACUGAAAUUGAUAGUAGAAAUAAAUUACCUAAUCCUAUUGUUAGUAGGGAAAGCGAGAUGCCGUUUCGCAACGACCUGCUUAACACUAGAAAGGAUGAAAUUAUAAUUACAGCUAGAAACGUCAUAGAACAGACAUCAAUGCAAAACUUCCAAAAUCCAGUGAGUAAUUCUAUGACGAUUCAGCAGAUUAACACAGCUCAGCAUUCGUACCUGAAUCACCGAGCGAAUGUGAGCAAAGAGUCACAGGCGGUGCAAACUGAUAAAAUUCUCGUCAAACCUAGUGAACAGAACCGCGUUAUAAACAACACCCUCGACUCUGCGCCUGUUAUAAGUAAAAGUACUACUAAAUUGGAAGUGCCGCAUCCUAUAUCUUCCCCAGUAAUUAACCCAGUUAUACCAAAAGUGCCCAAUGUGACUGACAUCAAUUUUUUACCUCGAUGUCAGAGCGCUAACGCGGCCGUAAGUAUGGGAUUAGAUAGAACAGAUUUAGAAGCUAGUUUCGGCAACAGCGCUCUUCAAAACUCUUUGACUGGAUCAAUGAGCAUAGUCCAAACUAAUUCACAAGACUGCAAAAACGAUCCUAAUUUAAAACCGAGAGAAAAGAGUAAACUUCGCGACGUUCGAGUUAACUCUGCUCACAGCAAGCUAGAGAAAACGGACAAGAAAACCAAGAAUGACACGCCGAGAAGUACGCCCGAACCUAAGAUGUUUUUUCCCGACCAAAACCCAAACUCUAGGAAACCAGAGACGUCAGUCCCUAUAAACGUGAUAAACUCCGUGCCGGUCACGAGUAAAGUGGACACUAAGACUAACGAAGCACCGAAAAAGCAAGAUUUUUUUAAGAAAGAGAAGUCAAACGCUUCUAAAUGUGACUCAAAGAACCAGUCUGUGAAACAUGACAAGAGUUGUACGGCUCAGCUCAACCUGAAAGCCGAUCAGAAUGAACUAAACAAAAUGCUACCCAAAUUCAAGUAUGAUAAUGAACUAGUGCCUAAGGCGGACUACGCUAUGAACCAAAUUCCCAACUACCACACGACGCACGGACAGUACCAGUGGCCGCCCUGGGAUCCCACGCGGAUACAGGGCACUUGGGAACAUAAUAGAUUUUUAGAUAUGAAGAAUAUAGUUAGUGACAAAAACUAUUUGGAUAAGCAUCAAGGGUUCAACCUGCCUCAUUUAGAUCAAGUACAAAAGUCGCCGCAAAAAUUGCUGCCAAAAUAUGAUCAGAAGGACUUCCAUAAUAUAGCUUACAACGCCUUGAGCAGUAGUUUAUACGCAACGACUCAGUUGCCGCACUUUAAGGAGACUAAGACGCCGACCUCUAAAGCGGAAUGUUCACAGAAGAAUGACUGCAAGCCCUCAAAACAGUCAAAAACAACGACAGCUUGUCAGACGCAGUGCGAGCCGAAGAAGUCUCAGUCGCAGAACACGGCCGAGCAGAUGAAGCAGAUGAUGCAGAGACAGGUGAACAAGCAGCAAGAGGUGGCGACCAGCUGCGCCGAGUACCGGCAACAGAGCUCACAGGUGUUGACUUCUCCUAGUUGCAAGACGCCGUUCAAUCAGAACGGUCCUUGCGGCCAGGAGAAGGAGAUUGAGAAGAAGUCUCGGCAGCAGAAGAAGGAGGAGGCCCCUAAGGAUACUAGUAAGGAGGAGUUAUGUGAGGCGGUCAGUCCCGCUCUGCAGUCGAUGGGGGUGUACACCCCGGACUCGACGAGCAACUCCGUGCACUCGGUGCAGUACCCGGCGUGCGAGCUGGACGUGAGUCAGCUGGGGCUGGAGUCGCCCACCAGCAUCGGGUCGGACCUGGCGUCGCCGUGCUCCAUGAUGCACAUGCACCCUGCGCCCAGUCCGCAGUACUCCUCCAUACACAUCCCGUCCAUCAUGAGCCAGCCUAAUCAACCGCCUAAGCAGCAGAAGAUUAAUAAUAGAAAUAGAGGCAGCGCGGGCGCGGAGAGCAAGGCGGCGGCGCGGGGCGCGCACACGCCGCCCGCGCAGCAGCCGCGACACCGCGCCACGCCGCCCAUACAGCCGCAUCCGAGUUUUUUGGACGCAGCGGCGGGCGGCGCGGUGAUGCAGGGCGGGUCGGGCGGCUACCAGGGCGGCUACCUGAGCUUCCAGCAGCAGCAGCAGUACCAGGCUGGCUGGCCGCCGAGCUGCUCGCUCGCUAAGCUGCAGCAGAUGGCUGAGGCGCCGCAGCACCAUCCGCCGCAUCAGUACGGUCAGCAGUCGAGCACUCCGCCGGCGGCGCCGAGCGGGCACUACCACGCCGCCGCCAAGUACUACCCGCCGCACAACCAGCUCGACUCGCCACGCAACACCAGGAAUACCUCAAGCAACUUGAGCCCGAUGCAGCACAUGCAGAUGGCGCCGGGCUCGCGCAUGUCGCCCAACCUCAACACGCACAUCAUCAGCCAGUACGGGCUCAACGGCUACCGCGUGCCGCCGCAGCAGCAGUUCAACAACCUGCAGAUGAUGAACGUGCAGCCCGCCGUGCAGUACGGCGCCGACCCUCGAGCCCAGCAGUCCAACGUGUACUACGGCUACAUCAACCCGCCGCCGCCGCUCGCCAUGCAGACGCUCAACUCCACCAUGCGCCGGUAGCGACCGCAUCGCUGCUAGCUAGCCUUCGCGCUAACACCUCUUAUUAUUAUAGUUUUGUAUCAUAUGUAUGUAAGUCACGUUUUGUUUGAAGCCCAGUAUCCGGUGAGCUGAAUAAAAGUACAAAAUUGCAGAUAAAGUAUUUAAAUCUGUUUAUAAUAAUAAAAAUAAAUACGUCACGGAAAUGUAGCAUAAUUCUAGUGCAAUAAAUGUAUGUACUCUGAUAGUAAUCCGCUUUGUUUUGUAACGUGAUGAUGAAGUAUUGAGCCCUCUGAGAGAACUGUGAUAUCUGACGAUUGGACAGUCCGAGGCGCGAGCUCGAUUCGUAAAUUAAUAUAUUCUCGAUUUCCAAAGAAACAAUGUAAUGUUAAGUCUUUGGUUAUGUUGAACUAAGUGCAAUGUUUUACUGAUCGCAGAUUGUACUUGAGAUGUUAAGAUUCGUUUGGAACUCUCGUAUUUUAUAUGUAUAUGGUGUUUACGUUUUGAUGUAUUUGUAUGUCGCGACCGCGAGUCGCUUGUACAGUCGCCGUUGUGUAAUUAUAAUUUUACCAUAGGAUCCUAGUUUGUCUGAAUCUGUUCUAAGUGCCUCUCACGUCCCGUCUGUCUGCUUGACUUCCGUGUAACAUAUUGUAAAUGUAAUCGCUUUGGAUUGUAUCAAGGCUGUAUACAUAUAGAGCUGAUAAACUUAGUGUAUUUGUAAGAUACGGUUUUUAAUUUGAUCAUUGUGAUAGUGCACUGACUAGAUAGAGGAGAGAGUGCAGGCCUCGGCCCCGUGACGACUUCCGUGGUUACUUACGUAAACAGGCCUAAUGGACGGAGGUUUUUUAUAUUUUAUAUUCUUUUUACACAGUUAGUUUUAAUGUUUUUAUAAUUGCGAUGAUAAUUUUCUUUUAACGCUUCGCUUAAGGAUUAUGUUCGUGUUAUCCCAGUAAUUUAUUGCCAAAUGUUAUUAACACUUACGGUUACUAUAAUUACGAUUUAAGUAUUUUUAGUUGUCGUGUUUAGUUCGGUCGUGUCGCACGUGUAGGUAGGUGCGGGCGGGCGGCGUCGCUCGGUCGGUCGGUCGGUCGGUCGGUCGGUUGGUCGCUCGGACGCGUCGCCCGCCCCGACUUAUUUGUAAGAUCUGCUCCUCUAAGGUUAUGAAUGUUAUUUGUUACUAAUGUGUAGUAUAUAAAAUAUUGUAAAUACAAUAACAGUAAGAAACAUGUAGCAGGUGUUAUCACACAAAAUAUAAUUUUGUGAAAA